This is a messenger RNA of Eucalyptus grandis, 1385 nucleotides long. RefSeq lists its product as uncharacterized. Gene Ontology annotation, cellular component: cytosolic large ribosomal subunit; ribosome. Gene Ontology annotation, molecular function: structural constituent of ribosome. Gene Ontology annotation, biological process: translation. NCBI's taxonomy places the organism in Eukaryota, Viridiplantae, Streptophyta, Magnoliopsida, Myrtales, Myrtaceae. Bases 1 to 678 code for a protein of 225 amino acids. The transcript has 4 exons. The record is from RefSeq and is a predicted model, not a curated record.
AUGGCGUCACGGACAGGGGCGCUGCAGAUCGGCGACAGCAGAGGCGGAGUCGGGCCGUCGUGGGUCGGUGCGGUGGUGGAGCUUCGGGCCGAGGGGAGCAGAAACGGCGUCGCGGGAACUCGGGAUCCGGUGCUCGGGCAGAGGUUCGAUGGUGGAGCGCGCGUUCUGCUUCACCCACCACCACACCGCCGCCCCACGCCCUACUCACCACCACCUCUUGGCCACCGAACCCCACCACCCACUGCUCGUCCGACAAGCCAUCUCACCGUUGAGCCCGACGAGCUGUCUUGUCGUCCGCGCCACCGUGAGGCACCGCCGCCGUCCCCAAGCCACCAUCACCACCUCUUGCUGCCGCUUGCUCGGCCGUCCGGCCAUCGUUGCUCGAACCGUCACCACCUCCGCCCGAACCGAGCUCUUCCCCCUUGGCCGUGGGUUGAGCCGCGGCUGCCGCCGUCUUCGGUGCGCCGUUCAUGCCGCCGUUGGUGCCGUGAGACUCGUGCCUUCGUCGCCGUCGCGCCACCGUCGCCGCGUGCUCGCCGUCGCCAGAUCAAGAAGAAGCUGGUGAAGAAGAUGAGGCAGAACAGGCCCAUCCCUCACUGGAUUCGCAUGCGGACCGACAACACCAUCAGGUACAACGCGAAGCGCAGGCACUGGCGCCGCACCAAGCUAGGGUUCUGAGAUGUUUUCAUGGGAGGAGGUGCUUUUGCUUUGGCUUAGAGCUUUUUAGUUGUUGCGAAAGAGACCUCUCGAUGCUUUUCUGAUUAUUGCUUUUAAUAUACUGUCUUUCAUUCUUGUGCCAAACUUCUAGUCUGCUGAAAGAUUAGGUAGAGUCUCAUGGGUUGAAAUCAAAAGAAUAAGCAAAUGUUUGGGGAUGGAAAUAUGCAGCCUUGCAUAUUGCAUUGGAAGUUAUUAGUUCUUUUGUCUAGUCCAUGGUCUUGUUGCUGAGGCUGACAGCUGCAUUUCAGGUUCAAAUGUAAUUUAUGAUGAUUCAAUGAACUUGCGGAACAUUCUUUGGCUUGCUCCAUUACCAAGCAGUUCCACUGAGUCUUGGUUGUCGCCAGGAGUCCUUGUGGUGCUGGAUGCUCGCCCGGAUGGAAUUAUAUACCAGGAUCUGAUCCCUGAAUUAUUUUAAGCGAAUUGAAGACUUUUAAGGAAGCAAAUAGCUGCUUAGAUACAGUGCUGCUUUGUUACUCUUGAGCACAAGCAUUUUUUAUAUCCGAUGAUCUGCGAACUGUGGUAGUUUCUGUUGCUUCAUGUGGUUUUGAUAGUAUCAGGGAUGGGAUUUUAGUGAAUUUUAAUGUUGCUUCAACUUUAUGUCUUGUUAAGCUUGUCGCUGUUACAACACAUUGUGUUCAACGUUCAGUGCCUUUGAUCGGUUCUGCUAA